This is a messenger RNA of Caenorhabditis angaria, 1045 nucleotides long. NCBI's taxonomy places the organism in Eukaryota, Metazoa, Nematoda, Chromadorea, Rhabditida, Rhabditidae. The record is from the annotation of a GenBank genome assembly.
AUGAUUGUGGAGACGACAGCAGUUGACAAUCAUCCAAUCAAAUGCCAUUCACCAGCAAGUUUGGUCAAGAAUCCGAAAGCGAUUGCGAGAGGCUACCGAAAAGUCGGAAAGGUUGUAUGGUAGGAAUUUCCUAAUAACUUUCAAACUUUUCGAGAUUUUUAUGAAAAUUGAACUACAAACAAAAUUCAGGUGCUUUGAAAUGUCCGCCACCAACAACUCUCAAUUCUUCUUGACGAUCUCUGCUUCAAUUCGCGAUGAGCGUGCCUGGGUUGUUUGGAUGAAUGGAACGUUGCGCUGGAAAAACCACGUCUACACCCUCACGAGCUCUCAAUACUACUACGGUCUUCGCACCGAGUUUGUUCUCACCGAUAUUGUUCCCGAAUUCAGUCAAUGGGGUGGAAUGGAGAGAAGUGUAGAGUUGUUCUACUCUAUGAAUGUCACCACUUACUGCUGCUUUGACUCAUUCCCAGAGGAUGAACAUACUAUUCGUUUGAUCUGUCAAGGAACGGAUAUUUUUUACAUUCCUGACGAUCUUCCAGGAGUUGUUGAUUCGUUGACACAAGGAAAUGCUAGUCAAAAAACAAUUGAUUCGAUUGAACCAUGGGAUAUUGUCAUGUUCUUGGCGAGAUUUCACAAAACAAAAUUCCGAAUUAACGGUACUUCUUUUUUCCCAUACAUAUAUAGCAUUUCAUAAAACGUUUAUAUUUCAGAAUUCACCAUUUCCAGCAUUUUGCGAGCUGCAAGUGUUUUCAAAUGUGAAACACUCUUGAAAAAAUGCGAAGAAAUUUUGAUUCGCACCAAGAGUCCUGAAUUGUCACACGAGGAUAAGAUUUCAUAUGGAGAUCAAUAUCAAUUUGAAACUCUUUUGGUUUGUAAUGAUGACUGUUCUUCUUACAUUCAGAAUUUGAAAUUUUUUUAGAAACUAUGCGUUAAACAAUUCCGUCAUUCGAACCACUUCUAUGGCUGGAUGAUGAACAAAGGAUGGAAUUUGAAGAUGUCCACCAAGAGAAUCAUGUUUGACGAAGCCAAGAUUGUUUUCAAAUAA